Acipenser ruthenus (sterlet) is the source of this 2315-nucleotide messenger RNA. Its product is annotated as major histocompatibility complex class I-related gene protein-like. The record is from RefSeq and is a predicted model, not a curated record. Bases 139 to 1158 code for a protein of 339 amino acids. The transcript is spliced from 6 exons. Gene Ontology annotation, cellular component: external side of plasma membrane. NCBI's taxonomy places the organism in Eukaryota, Metazoa, Chordata, Actinopteri, Acipenseriformes, Acipenseridae. Gene Ontology annotation, biological process: immune response.
GAAAGUACAGUUAGACAGCACGUUUGGCAGGGCCGGGUGAAGCUGCGUUGUGAGCGCCAGGGAGACGGAAAGUGCUAAAAUAUGGCAUUCAAAUAAGUUACUUUGACGGUGUUUUCGGCUGGAUAUAAUAUAUCCAUCAUGUGGAUCAUUUUUGUGUUGUUUUUGUGUGUUUUUGAGACGGCCAGCUCCGGAACCCACACCCUGAGGUACAUCUACACGGCCAUGUCCAAACCUCAGGAGGGGUUUCCUGAAUUCACAGCCAUGGGUCUGCUGGAUGACAUGCAGAUUGAUUACUACGACAGCGUCAAUCAGAAGAAAGAGUCCAAGCAGACCUGGAUGAAGGAAAACAUGGCUCCGGAUUACUGGGAGAAAGGAACGAAGUCUCGCAAGAGCAAGGAGCAGUGGUUCAAAGUCAACGUCAGGAUUCUGGAGAAAAGGUUCAAUGAAACAAAAAGACCACACGUUCUGCAGUGGAUGCACGGCUGUACGCUGGACGAGGACAACAAUGAAGAGGUUCAGGGGUACGACCAGUACAGCUACGAUGGGAAUGACUUCCUGGCCUUCGACAAGAAUCACCUGCAGUGGGUGGCCCCCAUGCAGCCAGCCAUCGCGACCAAACGAAAAUGGGACGGCGAGAAAAUUCUGAACCAGUACACCAAGGGCUACCUGGAGAACGAGUGCAUCAACUGGCUUAAGAUGUUCCUGCGCUACGGAGAAAGGGAUAUCUAUCGCUCUGUCAAGCCUGCAGUAACAGUUUUUGCGAAGCCAGACAAAGAUAAAAAUAACCUAACUCUCACCUGCAUGGCUACGGGCUUCUACCCCAAGACAAUCCACAUUCACUGGAACAAGGACAAGCAGAGGCUGGGUGAGGAGAUGAAUUCCACUUGGGCCCUGCCUAACAACGACAACACCUUCCAGCUGAGAUCGAGUUUGGAGAUCGACCCAGUGGAGGGCAAGGGAUACUCCUGUGAAGUGCUGCACGGCAGCUUACCAGAACCGCUCUUUACACACUGGGAUGGAGUCGUGCCUGGGGAGGGGACCUCGAAUGGGAUUGUGAUUGUGAUUGUGAUUGUGAUUGUGAUUCUGAUUGGUCUUGCUGCUGCAGGGAUCGGUUUCAUUAUCUACAAGAAGACAUGUGAUCCUUACCGUCACCCUUGACCCCUCCCUCUUACUCUCAGCACAUCUCUACUCUGGUACGCACCUGUCGCUUCUUCAUCAGCAACAUACUCAGAAUUCGCCCCUUCCUCAUGACUACCCCACACAGCUCCUAGUUCAGGCCUUGGUACUGUCCUGCCUUGACUACUGCAACUCCCUCCUGGCCGGACUUCCUGCCUCUGCUACCUGUCCACUCCAGCCCAUCCAAAACUCUGUUGCUCACCUUGUCUCCUCCCUUCCACAUUUCUCCCACACCACACCGCUGCUCCACUCUCUGCACUGGCUUCCUAUUGCUGCUCGCAUCCAAUUCAAAACUCUUGUACUCGCCUAUCAUUGUCUUGACCUUUCUGCUCCCUCCUAUCUCUAGACUAUUAUUUCUCCCUACACCCCCUCUCGCCCUCUCUGCUCCUCCACCUCCAGCAGGCGAGCUGUACCCACACCCCCCCCCCCCCCCCCCCCCCACUCCACUCCCCCGCCUCCAGAGCCCGCUCCUUCUCCACCCUGGCCCCUCAGCGGUGGAACGACCUACCCACGAAUAUCAGGACUGCUCAGUUCCAGACCACCUUCCGACGCCUCCUCAAAACACACAUGUUCAGACAACAUCUGGAAACAUCACAACUCUCAACCAUACUGGACUAGAGGCACCCAAUUGUGCCAGUACUUGCAUCCAGCCUGUACUGGCACUGAACUACUCCUUACCUUGCCGCAUCCAACUACUGCUCCUAACUAUAACCACUUCCUGUAUCUUGUAUUUGAUUUUACUUAUAGGUAACCUUACCUACAUUUUUUGUAAUUGCUCUUAUUUGAAAUCAUUCUCAUCCAUUUGUCAUACUUACUACGUGUUCUUACUGGACUUUACUCAUAUAAUAUUUGCUGUAAGUUUUAGCUGCUCUUAGUUGAUCUCGCGCUUACUUAGAAUUAUUUACUGUAUUCUUUAGUUUGCUGUUACUUGAAUUGGAUCUUAUCAUACCUUUAUAACUGCUCUUAUCUGCAUUAUGAUAUUCUGUAAUUUAAUAUUUUAUAAUGUGAUAACUUGUAAUGUGAUAUUUUAUAAUGCGAUGCUUUGUACUUUGAUAUUUUGUAACAAUUGUAAGUCGCCAAGGAUAAGGGUGUCUGGUAAGAAAGAAAUAAAUAAUAAAUAAUAAUUUGAUCAAAAGAAA